This is a messenger RNA of Pararge aegeria (speckled wood butterfly), 3854 nucleotides long. RefSeq lists its product as uncharacterized. Gene Ontology annotation, biological process: regulation of signal transduction; cell migration; regulation of protein localization to membrane. Bases 170 to 2479 code for a protein of 769 amino acids. Gene Ontology annotation, cellular component: cell surface; extracellular region; plasma membrane. The record is from RefSeq and is a predicted model, not a curated record. Lineage: Eukaryota; Metazoa; Arthropoda; Insecta; Lepidoptera; Nymphalidae. The transcript is spliced from 11 exons.
UGCUGCGGCCGUCAUGGAUCGCAGUUGAAUCGUCGUGGGCCGUUUUUAUGGCGUGUAAACUGUCUAAAGUUUCAAUUAAAAAUUCAUUAAUUUCGCUUUUAUUUAAAAAUUGUUCAGUAGAGUAGUUUUAACAUAUAAUAAAACUUAAUUUAAUAACUUUACCGUGAAGAUGGCUGUGAACGUGUGUUUUUGUGUUAAACUGUCCCCUAACAAAAAAUCGAUUUUUGGAUUGAGAAUGAAGAGCCAAAUAUUGUAUUUGGUGUUGUUUGCCAGUUUAUUGGCCAUUACUUCUGCCGCGAACCCGGAAACAUCUUGUGCUAAUGUGAGAAGUAUUUUUGCAAAGAAAGGAAUGUUGUCGAUUGUUGAGUUGGUGACCGAACAACCGAAUUCAGACGCGGACGCGCUGUGUCCCAACAAAGGCUGUUGCGGAGCAGGCUCGAGGCCUCAGCUGACUCAGCACGCGCGGCUACAAUUAGAGGGGGCGGUGCGAAGUGAACUCAACAAGCUGGCUGAAAUACUGUCCACGAGGGCUAAGAGGUUUGACGAGUUCUUCCGCAAACUGCUAAUGCUCUCCCGAGAGGAGUUCCACGCCAUGUUCAAGCGCACGUACGGCAUGAUCUACGAGCAACACUCUUACGUCUUCGUGCAGCUGUUCGAACAGCUGGAGAGAUAUUACACCCGCGGCGACACCGACUUCGAUGAAAUGAUGGACGGUUUCUUCGGCAUCCUGUACCAAAAGAUGUUCACCGUGCUCAACGCGCAGUAUACCUUCGACGAGAAGUAUUUGAAAUGCGUGAACGAGCACAUGAGAGACAUACAGCCGUUCGAGGACGUGCCUUCCAAGCUGUCGGUGCAGCUCCGACGCGCCUUCGUCGCCACUCGCACCUUCCACAAAGCGCUGCGGGCUGGCUCCGAGGUAGUCAGGAAUAUGAUGCAGACGGGGGUGACCCAAGAAUGUGUAACUGCCUGGGCUCGACUACGAUUCUGCGGCACUUGCGCCGCCCAGCAACCGCCCGCGUGCAGUCGGUACUGCCACAACGUGAUCAAGGGCUGUCUACCCACGCACGCGGACCUGGGCGAGCAUUGGGACUCUUAUGUUGAUGCCGUAGAAAAGGUGGCAGAUCGCCUGCUCGGGCCAUUCAACAUUGCGAUGGUAGUUGAACCCAUCGACAUAAAAAUAUCCGAAGCCAUCAUGAGCUUCCAGGAGCGUAACCAGGAGAUCUCGCAGAAAAUCUUCUCCGGUUGCGGAACACCAGUACUGGGCGGGGGCGGCAGCACGGGGCCCUUCUUCGCCCCCGAGAGAAGCCGGCGCUUCGCCCGCUCCAUACCAGACUUCGAUUGGAUGCAGAAGUCCAACGAUGUCGACGAUUUUGAGAUCGAGGCCAAUUUCGAGGGUCUCGUGAACGACGACCCGUCGCAAAGUAGCCUUUGGACGGCAAAAGGUAUUCGGAAAGCGACGGAAGAAUUGGCGGAACAAGCCAAAUCGAGGACACGUUUCCUCCAGUACAUGAGAGGACAGAUCAAAUUGAAGGAAUUCGAAGAGCACGAGAGGAGAAAAAGGGAUGCUGACCCGGAACCAGCGCCCGGUAAUUCAGAUAUCGACUUCAAAGGAUACGACUUCGAUGGAAAGCGGGGAUCUAAAAAGAAGAAGCCUACCAGUAGUAAAGCUGAGGAAAGCCAUGGUGCGGAAUCAGGUCCUGCGCUGGAAAAACUCGUACGGGAAACCAGAGCGCGUGUUCGAGCGUCAAGAAACUACUGGCUACACCUCCCCGCCGUGCUGUGCACACCUAUCAGCAUCACCACCGCGCCCUGCUUCAACGGCUCGCACGUCGCAAGCUACACAUCGAUAGCGGCUGGAGACGGUAGCGCAGCGCUGGCCUCCAACCCGGAGCUACGCACCCCUCCCGCGCCCGCCUCCCCCGCGGCCACCGUGGAGGCCCUGCGAGCACUCACCGCUCGCCUCAAGGACGCGUACAACGGCGUCGAGGUGCAGUGGAAAGAUACCGCUGAAGACCUGCAGGCGGCGGCAGCGUCGGCCAACGAGUUCGUGGACAGCGGCGGUUCGGGCUCCGGCUCCGGGGACGACACCAAUGACAACGACGACCUGCCUGAUGACGACGAGGACCGGGACGCCGGCAAUGACUACCCUGAGGGUUCCGGGGACGGCAGGCAGCCGGACAUAGCGACGACGCAAACAGAAUCGGAAAACCCUCCUCCGCCACCACCAGUUCCAGAAGAGCCGUUCGUGCCAAGCAUUAUCGACACACCCGGUACCAACAACGUCCGGUCGGGGAUAAUGGACACCCCGUUGGAGGAGGACCUGCCGAGCGACACGAGCGGGCGGGCCGGUACCGAUCCGGCUUUAGAGGAAGCGGUGGCCGGCUCCGCGGACCGGCCGUCUUUGCAGAACGCGCUAUUCACCUACGCGCUGCCAGUAGUCUGCGCGUGGUUCGGAACUAUUGUCACAGAUCUAUUCUAAAUUUCUCAAUCAACGCAUUGGCGACGUCAUGUUCUCGCUUAGCAUCAUAAUAAUUUAUUAUACCAUAGUUCGCACAUAUCUGAGGGGCCAUCCGUAAUUUACGUCACACGUUAAGAGAGGUCGAUAAAGUGUGACAUUGUGUGACAGGGGUUAGGAAGGGGUUCGGGGGGAAAAUCAUGAUAUUCUUGUGACGUAAUUUACGGAUUGUCCAUAAUAAGAAACACUAUUUAUUUCGUCGACAUAUCUUGCUAAGAACGUCCUUAAUAAACGCGGUUGUAGAGCAAAUUGACGUACAGACUUUUUUUUUAAAUAUGUAUAGUCCAAUAUGACGUAACGUAAAAAAUAUCUAUAGUCCGAAAAGUUAUGAAUAGUCAAUUUGGUUAUCAUUGAAUAAUUGAAUGAUUCAAUUGUAUUUGUGAGGAUUGAAAAAUGCAGACAGAUAAAAGCAUAAGUAUUUUUAUAAGAAAACGAAAAUAAAAUUAUUAUAUUGUUUAAAUUUCAAAUGCAGAAUAUAUCUAAUAGUGUGUAAUAACCUAUUGAUUAUUUUUAUUCGUUAUUCGUCACGUCAAUUUACAGAAACUAGCAAUUUAUCUGUUACUAUUACACGUUUAUUAAUAAAACGCCAUUAGUAAGUAAUGUUCGGUAAUGCGAAACGUGACGUCACCAUUUCGAUGAGAGUUCAUGAAAAGUUAGAGCCUAGUCAGUGCGAGUGACGGUGUAGUGGGCGAGCUUUGAAUAGCGAACGCUCCUGUGAUAUGAAACGAGUGGACAGUUACUAAAACGGUUGGACUACAGACUCUCAACAAAUUAAAAAAAAAAAAAAGAAAAAUAUUUACACAGUGAAUUGUGUAGUGUUAAUUUAUUUUCUUAAAUGGACUAUUCCGUUGUCGAGGAAUAAGUGGUCGACAAUAACAGUGAAUUUAAUUAUUAUAACAUAUCCUUUUUUUUAUAUUUUCUCAUUAAUGUCAUAAUUAGGUCGCAAUCGAAACGUUUUAGGAAAAAAAAAGAUGACAGCCAAAUCUUGUAUUUAUUUAAAUGAUCUUGUAAAUAUUAAAUGUAAAUUAUGAUCGGAUUAGAUAGCGAAUGUUUUUGGUUCACAUACAGAUUUAUGUAUGGAAUUUUAUGGGUUUUUUGUCCCCUGCGCGUUGUAUUUUUUAUCAUACUCACUUUAACCUCACGGUUACAAGUGACAGAGAUAUAUAAUUUAAGUCUUUAGAUGCAUCUUCAGAUUUUUUUUAUCCUCGGCUGUAUAGUCAUUGACCUUUGCAUUUUACUACGGGAAGUAUAAAAAAAACAAGUUUUUUUUAGGACGCAUCUAACGAAUUAAAUUUUGUAGAUUUUAUAACUUGGAUGAGUUUCAUUGUAAAUAAUCUUG